CAUGGGAGGCGGACGCCGAGGGUAUGGCGGUGGCUACGGUAGUGCAGGCUAUGGCCAAGGCUAUCGCCCCCGAGGUUCGGGAUGGGGCGGGGGUGGUGGUGGUAGUGGUUUUGGCGGUGGUGGUGGUGGUAGCUCUAGUAUGGGCAGUUCAUCCGGGUUUGGGGGCACAAGACGCCGCUAAGCAUCUUUUUAUAGAACCCUAA
Molecule: messenger RNA, 203 nt
Organism: Sphaeroforma arctica JP610
Lineage: Eukaryota; Ichthyosporea; Ichthyophonida
Exons: 1
Source: RefSeq, a predicted model, not a curated record